This is a messenger RNA of Aspergillus steynii IBT 23096, 2224 nucleotides long. RefSeq lists its product as uncharacterized. NCBI's taxonomy places the organism in Eukaryota, Fungi, Ascomycota, Eurotiomycetes, Eurotiales, Aspergillaceae. The coding region runs from base 155 to 2224 and encodes 689 amino acids. Gene Ontology annotation, biological process: positive regulation of transcription by RNA polymerase II; DNA-templated transcription. The record is from RefSeq and is a predicted model, not a curated record. The transcript has 8 exons. Gene Ontology annotation, molecular function: sequence-specific DNA binding; zinc ion binding; DNA-binding transcription factor activity, RNA polymerase II-specific.
CACGAAUUGAUUUCCCCAGAAGCAUCAGGGCUGAGUCAGUGCUGAGUCAGGGGAUUUCCCCGCUGACAGCCUGAGGUUCCCCACGCGGCGUGACUUCCCCAUUUCCAUCCCCGGAUUUGUGCAAGUCAAAAUCUAGAAUUUCAUUCCCCCAGAUAUGAGCCCGUCGGAGUCCAUGUCCGCUCAGGACAACGCCCCGGUACGGCUUCCUGCCUGUCAGUCGUGCUAUACAAAGAAAGCCAAAUGUGACGAUGCGCGACCAAAAUGUAACCCGUGCAUGAGAUCUGGUAUAGACUGCCUCACCGUUCCAGUCUCUGACGAUGAUGCACCCGUUUCAAGAGAGCAAACAUACAAAUUAGAGCAGCAGAUUGCAAGGAAUAAGGCACUGCUAGAAGGUUUCGAACAGCAAUCCAAAGAGACCAGAGGUGCCACAUUGCCAGCAAACACAGUCGGGCCAGUGGGUAUAAGGUUUAUGAGUUACUUGUUCAUGGAUCCGGAAUGGAGAGAGCGAUAUCCAAAUAUAGUGCAACAAUGGUCUAUUGCAUCUGCUGUAGCAGAGAUCUCAGUUGAGCCCAAUCCUCUUCCACCUCCCGAUGAGGCAUUGGCGGUGUUCGAUAACUACUUGAAUGGCUCCCAUGUGCAAAACCCAUUUUUACUGCGCCGUGAUGUACAGCAACUGUAUCAUUUAGUCUUUGAAACGGGGCGGGAGUGUCCUACCGCACAGGAAAGAAUGGGAUUAUCUGAUCACGAUAUGUUCCGAACAUUUAUGAUUCUUGCCAUUGGAUCCAUUCCUUUAUAUCGGACUGGUGCACACAAAAGCCAUCCUUAUGGAUAUUUUCGGACGGCGAUGAAAUACAUGGACGCGACUGUGCUUUCCAGAGGGUUGGAAUCCAUCCAGGAUCUAUUAUUGGUUGUCAGAUUUGGGAUAUAUUAUCACAUUGGCACAUCAAUUUGGGCAAUUACAACGUUAUGUAUGCGAAUGUGCAUUGAACAAGGCUACCACCGCCCACCUCGUCCUAGCGAGAGAAGCAGAUUAAGUCUUUUGCAGGAACAGUUGCAGCGACGUGUCUUCUGGGAGUGUUAUAUGAUUGGACGAUAUAGUUCAAUUAUACUCGAUCGCCCGCAUGCAUUAGCGGACGAUGAUAUUAAGAUCGGAUUUCCGGCCGAUGCGAACGAUGAAGACAUCGAAGCCGCCGAGACUGCCGGGUUGAAUCCUGACUUGGAUUCCUUCUGUGCAUCAUCCACCACAUCGGGCUCACCAGUUCAUACGGAGAUAACGGUGUUUUUACUUUGUCUGCGCCUCCGGCAAAUCACGUCUAAGAUCCAAACAAGGUUUCAACAAAGGACCGAUAGUUCGAGUGGAGGUAGUGAUCAAGACUCGAUAAUGGAAUCAAUCACAGCGCGGGGAAGAAUCUAUGCUGAUUUAGACGAGUUACUGUCUGAACUGAACGACUGGCGGCGUUCGGCUCCAACUUUUACCAACCCUAAGUGUCUAUUUGAGACCCAGGACUGGUACGACCUCCUUCUGAUGCGAGAGAGGCUGAUCCUAAUACGCAAGGUCAUUGACCUUUACGCUGUGGGAACGAUAAUGGCAUUCUGUCCGCUCUUCGAAGGAAGGGCAAUCACAUACACCCGAAGCUACUUCCAAAUGCUAUUCACUGCAGGGUUGUCCAUUAUGUUUUGCAUAUCUGUGGCAACUGACCACGACUCCGAAACCACUGCAAAUGCUGCGCACGCAUUGGAACAAUGCGCUAAGGUGCUCAAGAUUAUGGGCAGGGAGAUACCGGAGGCGAGCCAUAAUGUUACUAUGUACGAGUCAUUGCGGUCGAGGGUCUUGAGCAAUCGAGCCACGGUAACAGGAUCAGCGAACAGCCACAACCAGCAUGCCAAUCAAGAGACCCUGGAUCAUCAGGCUCAGACAUCGCACAGCCGGCCUCAUACUCAGAAUCAGCCACUUCUGCCCAACAUUCAUUGGCCGAGUCUACCCAAUGAAUCUGUGUGUCAGGAUACCCUGCUCGGUGAUGACCUUCCUCUCCAGGAUUGGCUUUCGUGGGAUAUGUGGGACGUCUGGGACAUCUGGGACAAGUCCGGGCGGCAUUCCUCCUGGAACCUAGAAGAUGGGACUGGGGAAUAUACCUUCAGUGAUCCACCUUUUUUGGGCCCAACAGAGGUUCUUGGAUCAAUGCACCCUGGACCUGCCUCCCUUUUCACUCCUUUUUCGACGUAA